Molecule: messenger RNA, 2289 nt
Organism: Pseudoliparis swirei
Lineage: Eukaryota; Metazoa; Chordata; Actinopteri; Perciformes; Liparidae
Product: zinc finger protein 239-like
Exons: 4
Coding region: 13-1260 (415 amino acids)
Biological process (GO): regulation of transcription by RNA polymerase II
Molecular function (GO): DNA-binding transcription factor activity; RNA polymerase II cis-regulatory region sequence-specific DNA binding
Source: RefSeq, a predicted model, not a curated record
UCUUCCACCGACAUGUCCACAGCCAUGGCGCCGGGCAGCCUGAACCUGGAGGCCCAGCUCCUGUCCAUAAUGGACGUGCUCGUGAAAGCGGCGGUGGUGGAAAUCAGUCAGCUGUUUUCGGAGGGCUCGGGGUCUCUCCGCCUGCAUCUCACGCAGAGCCUGAAGGAAAACGAAGCCCUGAGGUUGAGGAUGAAGGUGACAAGGAGCGAGCUCUUCUCCCUCCGGCUGCAGACCAGGACCAACCGGCCGGCGAGCCGCUUCUCCCCGAUCAGAGGAAAUGCCCCCAAACCACGGGCCAAAACACAAGUUGUCAUGAAGCCACCACUGGCUCUAAAGACGGUUGUGGAAGCUGCUUCUAUCUCUCUACAAUCAGAGAACAAGACUUCCUCCUCUGAAGCUCAAGUGGAGUGUGCAGAUGCGGAGAUCCCGGAUAUCAUCCUGAUCAAAGAUGAAGACGACGUGGGAGGAUGUAGGCCGGUUGGAGGUCAGGACGACUUUGGAAACCACAGCACGCGGGGUGGUGUUUCCACAGGAACUCGGAAUGAGUCCUGCCUGGCAAGUAGUAAUGAAGAUCUGAGAAUCGUGAGUGUUCACGGACGAGGGGAAGGGCCUCUACAGGAGGAGAGCGACUCCCUCUUCACUGUCUCUGAACUCCAGGCUUUUACCUCUCUGUCUCCUGACCACAACCCCUCCCACGACAGCCUCCUGAAUUUCACCACGGGGGCCAAUGACAGGGGGCUGCCGGAGAACCGAAACUGCCAACUGGAGCGAAAUCCGUCCGCCCAAAUGGCUUCAACAACAAUGAAUCCUGCAGUGAAUACACAAAUAGUCGGAGCUGAUGGCCAAGUGGGGCACCCCAGUCAUGUCAGCCAGUUUGCCCAGCAGCAGAACAUCUUCCCUCACGGCGUCAGCAAAUCUCUGGACUGCAGCUUCUGUGGCGAGCGCUUCCUCAGCCGAGAAGACCUGAUCGUGCACAGGGCGAGUCACACCGGGGAGUUGCCCGUUCUUUGCACCUUUUGCGGCAAGUCAUUCGUCAACAAGACCACGCUGGGCAUCCACAUGCGUAUUCACACGGGGGAGAAGCCGUACGCUUGUACGCAAUGUGGGAAACGCUUCACGCAGAACGGCAGCCUGAAGAUCCACCUGCGGACUCACUCCGGAGAGAAGCCAUACAGCUGCAAUCAGUGCACCGCCAGCUUCAACAACCCCAGCAACCUGCGCAGGCACAUGAUCACACACAACGCUAACGGAGUGCUCUGACCAUGAAAGAUGCAGAGGUAUAAAUAAUAAACAUGGAUUUUAUAUUUUACUGACAGGUGUGUGCCACAGUGUGUAUUUGGGUAAUGUGUGUUUGUGUCGUGUCAAGAACCUGUCAUGGGUCUAAUGUGCUUGAGGAACGACAGGUAGACCAAAUGUAUAUGUCUUCACCACUUCUCAGUAAUGGAGUGUUGCGUUUCAUCCUCGGGACACAAACAAGCCGGAUUUCUGUUCAAGGUGAAAAUACUUUUUAAUUCAAGGAAAAACAACCUGCAAAACUAAAAUGCCUUCAUCUUUCCUUUUCUAAACUGUCUGAAAAGCUGACACACAUAUGGCCUUAUUCAUCAAUCAGGAACAUACACAGUAUCUUAAUUUAAUUGUAACUAUAUACAGACUCAGUCAUUUGUAGAAACCCUCAGUUAUCUGACAGCAUGAAUGCAUGUAACCAUGAGAAUCCUUCACCUGGUUACAGGAGGAAACCAUGUGAACCCUCAGCGUGCAACACAUGCCGAGUGGAACGCUUCAAUGGAAAGACAUUUUGACAAUGACACUAAAAUACAUCUGUAUUGUGUUUUCACAAUUUGGAUAUUUAUUGUGAUAUAUAGGCAUAUAUUGCUCAUUAAUGUGCUCACAUUUGCUGAAUGCAGAUAUUAAAGGAAUAAAAUGUCAUAACUGGUCUGGAAAAAAUAUUCAGGUACAAUGUGGUUAAUAAAUCAUAAGCUUCAAAUAUAUAUUGCCGUAGCGCCCAACCUCUGGUACAAUUUGUUAAAAAUGUUUUUAAAAGUGUCACGUGAAACAAUUCACAGAUACACUGACACCAGUUUUUACUUUAUCAAUCAUAAUAUAUUUUUUAACUUAAGAAUUAAACAUAUUUGGCUAAGGGCCAACUGUAUAGUAAAAAGGAAAGAGCCAUUUACCUGUGUUUCAUUUUUUAAACUACCUCCACUGUCUCUGUUGCAGCUCACUAUACUCCUUUUGUACUUCUCAUGUAGUUUGAGACUGAUUUCAAUAAUAAAUUUAGCGUGCAUUUUG